Pocillopora damicornis (cauliflower coral) is the source of this 4600-nucleotide messenger RNA. Its product is annotated as ATPase MORC2A. Lineage: Eukaryota; Metazoa; Cnidaria; Anthozoa; Scleractinia; Pocilloporidae. Gene Ontology annotation, molecular function: zinc ion binding. The record is from RefSeq and is a predicted model, not a curated record. Gene Ontology annotation, cellular component: nucleus.
CACUCGUAAGAAGCCUCCUCAACCAUGCUAUUUUGCAGCGUAAGCUUGUUGACAGUAGUGGUCUUGAAGCGCAGCUCAAUUAGGCAAGUAUACGGUAGUACUGACGGCCACAUCUCACAACCAUCAAGUUUGUUUUGAGUUAUACAGAGGCGGAGAACACGUGGUCGGUGGAUGGGACCCAUUGAGCGUUAAUCAAGCAGAGGAGACUAACGUUUCAAGCUAGGACGCUACUGCUAACACUGUGAUCGCAGUCGAAGGCAACGAAAUGACAAGUGGUGGAAAUUAUUCAUCGCUCCGCCGGGCUCAACUCACUUACGAUUAUCUGCAUACAAACAGCACAACACACGAAUUCUUGUUCGGAGCUUUGGCCGAGUUGGUUGAUAACGCAAGAGAUGCAUCGUCACAGAAAAUCGACAUUUACACAGAACAAUGCGAUUCAUGUCGAGGAAAUUUUAUAUUGUGCUUCCGCGACGACGGAGACGGAAUGGAUCCAACCGAAGUCGGGAAUGUUAUACAAUUUGGUCGGUCCGUCAAACGCACCGUGGACUCCAGAAUGAUUGGGCAGUAUGGAAAUGGACUGAAGUCAGGAACUAUGCGAAUAGGGAAAGACAUGAUCCUCUUUACAAAGAAAGGUAACACCAUGAGCUGCCUGUUCCUUUCAAGGACAUUUCACGAGAAAGAGAAGAUCGAAGAAGUUGUAGUUCCGAUGCCUUCCUGGGAAGUAUCCAGUAAGAAACCUUUUGGUAAAUCUAAGCGUGAAUUGGAAAAGCAUCAACUUGAAUUGAAUUUGAUCUUGAAGUACUCGCCUUUCAAGAUGGAAUCACAGUUGUUUGAGCAAUUUGAUAAAAUAGGAUCGAAAGGGACGCUAGUUGUUGUGUAUAAUGUAAAACUCAUGGAUAAUGGCGAGCCUGAACUUGAUGUAGUCAGUGAUCCUCAUGAUAUCAAAAUGGCGGAUCCAGAGGCAGGAGGGAACGUGGCAGAUUACGACUUGACUAUGCCAGAGAGGAUUUCGUUUAGAGCCUACACUGCAAUUAUGUACUUGGAUCCUCGAAUGAAAAUUUACAUACAGGGUAAAAAGGUGCGGACGAAAAGACUAACGACUUGCUUAUACAACACGAAGUGUUACGAUUUCACGUCUAAAAGGUUCAAGACAAGAUCGGAACAGGAGAGUGAGAAGGCUGUUCGUGAGGCUAAAAUAGCCGAGGAGAAGGCGCGAGAGCUUGAAACACAAGCAAGGGAACUUCAGAAGCAGGCGGAACAGACAUCCAAAGAUAAAAGGGCGGAGCUGAGAAAAGCACAAGCGCUCGCUACGGCCGCCAGGGCAGAUGCACAAAUGAAGACCAACAUUGCUGAAGCUAAAAAGAAAUCCAUGAAGGAACCUAAGACUCUUAACUUUACUUUUGGAUUCAACAUUGAGAAUCGUCGUUAUUACGGAAUGUUCAUUUACAACUGCAGUCGGUUAAUAAAAAUGUACGAAAAAGUUGGCCCGCAAAAGGAAGGAGGAGUAAAAUGUUAUGGAAUCAUAGGUGUUGUAGAUGUGCCUUAUCUCGUUUUGGAGCCCACACACAAUAAGCAGGAUUUCGCAGACGGAAAGGAAUUUAAACAAUUACAAAGAGCGUUGGGUGAGCACUUAGAACAAUACUGGAAAGACUCGAAAAUCGAAAGUCAGGGUGUAACGAAGUUCUGGGAGGAUUUCGGCUAUGUAGGCAAAUGGGCAGACGGCCCCUCUAUGGAUCAGAAGUUUGCGAGAAAAAGGGCGAUGCAGAUACCAUUAAAUGUACAGUGCGACAUAUGCCUUAAAUGGCGAAAACUGCCGUUUGCUCAGAAAAACGUCGGUCGUCAAUUACCAGACGAAUGGUGUUGUGCCAUGCACCCCGAAUCAGGUUUUAACAGCUGUGACCGUCCUGAGCAGGUCAUUCCAAUUAAGAAAGGAACUUUACAGAAACAAACUAAAUCGGCCGAAGAGAAAGCGAAAGAACUACAAGACGAAAUCCGGAAAAAGAGAGAAAAACUCUCGCAAGUGGAGCGUCAACGACCACAAGUCGCGCAGGCCACGACACAGAAAAGGGUCGAGAGAGUAUCUUCGGCGGAGAGUACCUCCUCAUCUACGGGCGACACUACAGAGAGACGAGUACAGAGGAGGCCAGUCGCGGACAGUACAGAAGUUAAGAGAACAAAGUCUACGAACGAGCCAUUAAAACGGCGAAAUACAACAUCUCCGAUUACAAUUGAGGCCAAACGGAAAAAGAAUGAACCACAAGCAACGAAGACCGUGGUCAGAAAGGAACAUCAGGAACAAAGAGAACAGCAAAUAAAGAGACGAGAGGAACUUAAGAAAGAGGAGCAACGGAAAAAAGAAGAAGCGGAAAAACGGAUAAAAGAAGAGAAGGAAAAACAAAAGAAAAUAGAAAUGGAACAGCAACGACAACGUCAACGAGAAGAAAAAGAGCGACAACGGAAACAGGAAGAACUCGAGCAAGAAAAUAAAAAAGAAAAAGAACAGGAACAACAACGAAAGAAAGACGAAAAAGAACAGGAACAACUUGAGAUGGAGCAACUCAUGGAAUGGAGUAGCGAGGGAGAAACUGAUGCAACGACACUCUCAAAGGGAACCAAAGUAGAAGCGCGGGUUGAUAACUCAAACUGGUACAUUGGUACAGUGUUUGCUUCAAAACCGAAAAAAGGAUUUGCUUGCCGAGUUCGCGUCAAAUUCGACAUGUACCCAAAGGACAAGUACGACAAGUGGUUUGACCAUCCCAGUGAAGAUUUGAGAGUUCUAAAACCUGUGGAAGAAUCAGCUCCCAAGUCUCCAAGCCCAAGUAGAGAAGUGUCAAGCUCGACAAUUGAAGCGCCAAGCAGUCAGCAGGAGCAGGAUCAGAAAACACAGCCGCCAGCUCGACAAGUGAAGGAGCCUGUACAGUCCCCAGAGGACAACCGUGUGUCGUCAAUGUCGGAUGACACCCUUACGGCAGACCAGGAGCACCCUGCAUUAAAAGACGUCGUUGGGUUGUUUAGACGCUGUCUUUGCUAUUUUGCUCCUCCGUCGUUUAAAAUUUCAAAGGAGGACAUUAAAGAGAUGGGCACUGAGGAGCUGAGAGAAUUUCCACUGGACAGCUUUAUUGAUGAUUACGAAAAAGGAAUUUCGGAGUUGAUUGAUGGUUUCCGGAAAAAAGGGGAAGAAGCCGAUCAAAGAGCUACAAAUGCCGAGCAGCGUUUGGCGGAAGCAAACAGCGAAAAAGAGAGAUCAACGACCAAAUUAAUAAAUCUGCGAAAAAAUGCAGGAAAACUGCUUCGCUUUAUACAAGAGGAUCCCAAUGACUGCGCAAUAAGUGAGGAUGAUGUUUCAGACAAAGUGGAUGAAAUGAUGGAGAACAUAGCACAGCAGGCGGAGGACCGAUGACAGAUGCUUUUUUUUUCUUCUUCCAGUUCGCUGAUUCUUUACGUGCCAUUCGUGUUCUUUCAGUUUUAUAGUACAUCGUUUUUACAAGCUGUGCGAUGACUCAUGGUUUGUUAAGCUCAACUCUCUUCCAAUUUUGGUACAAGUCAACACGCGUUGGACGAUAACGCACGUUCGGCUCGCGUUCAAAGAUGCCUUUUUACUCGAGUUAUUCCAUACAACUUGAAGAAAUUUCUUUAAAUUGUAACUGUAUACAUAUGCACAAAUAAACGUUUUGUUUUCGUUAGAAAUGUAAGAGAUUUUUCUCAAACGUUCGCGAAAUGUUUUUCUAAGAAGCAUCGAUGACUCAAGACAUUUGAAAAGGAACAAGAAGGACUUCAAAGGCUGUUCGUUUUGAUGGUGAUCACCUGAAAUUGGGAGUCAGCGAUGCCUGAAGUCCCAAGUAAAAUGUCACACUCAUGCGCAAGAAAUGUGCCUGGACAAGGAAGUCAACAUUUCAGACACAUAACCUCACGAGGUUUAUAAUUUUUCAGUUAUAUGAUGAUAUUUAUUUCAGACGGACGUAGAAAGUCAGUUCAGUAACGUUUUUAACUGUAAAAUAUCUGUUUUUCAGAAACACAAUGUAAUGACUAUUUUGUAUUAUUUUAAAAGAUAAAUGUGUGCAUACGGUUUUUUGACUUGCUUGUUAUCACACUGUAUUAUGAUUCCUGUGCAACGUGUGAAGGAACUUGGCGUGUCAUUUCGUGGUCCUCUAGUUGAUUCCUACAAGGUGAAGGAGUCGUGUUAGUUGACAUCUUAAAUUCAGUGACUUAAAAACAAAUAUCGUUAUAGUGCUUGUUGAAACCUCUGUAGGCAAGUACAGAAAACUAAUGAAAACAGUAUCAGGAAUAACACCCUCAUGACUUGUCUGUUUUCAAGUAAAAACUCGAUGGUUCAUAUGGUGACUUACACUGUGAAUCUUCCUAACCAUGAAAGCUACUCAAAAAUUGUAAAGUGAUAAUUUUGGAAUUAAAUGGAUCAGAAAACAAAAAAGUAUCUCGGACCACGAAUUUUGACUUGGUUCCUUUUAACUGAGCGAAUAUUUUAAACAGUUAGGUAAGUGACUUAGAAUUCUAGUUAUUGAGUGUUCGCUUUGGCAAAAGUUGAUCGGUGCUCAUAACCCAAUACACAGACGCUUUGGCAAAUAAAUUGAUAUUUUAUUCA